Adineta steineri is the source of this 4194-nucleotide messenger RNA. The record is from the annotation of a GenBank genome assembly. NCBI's taxonomy places the organism in Eukaryota, Metazoa, Rotifera, Eurotatoria, Adinetida, Adinetidae.
AUGACAACAGCUGGCAAUAGCCGACCGCCUUCUGGCUAUUUAUCCGGUCAAGCACCAGUCUCUUUUUCUACAUAUUGUUUUAAUAAUGCUGUUGGGCUUAUACAUCGUUCUUUAGACGAAACUCGAUUGAGCAAUAAGCGAAUUAGUGAAUGUUAUCAGCAUUCAACACCUUUGACAACUGGCAAUAUUGCCCUAUUUGGACAAAAUACUCAUUCUUCAUCUCCACUUUAUAUAAAUCGUCGUAGACAAGCAAGUCUUGGAAAUAUGACAUCAUAUACAGCAUUGAAACGUAAAGCUCAACGAUCUGAUAUAUCAUCGAGUACAUCUCGAUUUCAAGUUAAUCUUGAACAUGUUCUUGGUUUUACAUCAAUUUCAAAUUCACUUGUUAGCCAAGAUCAUUCAACAGUAGCAUAUGCUGCUGGUUCAACUGUUGUUCUUUAUGAUAUAAAUACACAAAAGCAAGAUUUUAUUAUUAACACUGCUCGUAAAGCUAUUACAUCAUUAUCACUUUCUCCUGAUGGUCGAUAUUUAGCAACUGGAGAAUGUGGACAUGAUCCAAAAGUACGUGUUUGGGAUUUAACUGGUGAUAAAACUGUUUGUAUCGAAUUGGGUGAUCAUAAAUUUGCAAUUGAUUCAGUAUGUUUUUCACCUAAUGUUGAUCGUCUAGUCUCAAUUGGUUCUUUACAUGAUGGAAAUAUAUAUGUAUGGAAUUGGAGAGAUAAGAAAAAACUUGCUUCAAAUAAAUGUACAUGUUCUAUUCGUCGUAUUGCUUUUGCUGAAGAUGGAAGUUAUUUUGUUACAGUUGGUAAUCGUCAUGUUAAAUUUUGGUAUUUAAUAUCGACAGCAUCGCUUGAAGUUGUACCAUUACGUGGUCGUUAUGCAAUCUUAGCUGAACGUAAAGAUAAUUUCUUUACAGAUGUUGUUUGCGGACGUGGUGAUUGUGCUGGUAUGACUUAUGUGAUUACUGCCAAUGGUCUUAUUUGUCAAUUUGAUGAACAUCGACAAUUGCGUGGUGAACGAGAUCUUCAAGAAAAAACAAAUUGUUUAGCUAUUGGUGAUAUAUAUCUUGUUGUUGGAUGUGCUAAAGGUGCUAUAUAUAUAUUUUCACCCCAAACACUUGAAUAUAUUAUGUCUAUACCUUUACCACAUUAUUUGGGUGUUGAUAUUAGUUUUAUAACAUCGAUUGAUCAAAUGACAUAUCCUCAACAACAAAAUAUGUGUUUUCCAGAUACAAUUGCUGUUUGUUUAGAUGAAGAUAAAUCAAUGUUAACAUGUUUCUAUAAUGAUCAUAGUUUUUACAUAUGGGAUAUAAAAAAUGAAAAAUCAAUAAAGAAACGUGAUUCUCACAUGUAUCAUUCAGGAUGUGCAUGGGGAAUUGAAACUUAUUCUCGAACAAAUUCAUCACCCUCAAUUCUUCGACAUCUAACAUGUAUAACAUGUUCAUCUGAUAAUACUAUUCGUUUUUGGUCUUUAAAUCAUGGUGAAGCUGAUUCAUAUUUUGCUCCAUCACCAGUUGCAAAUAUAUUUAGUAGACAAUUAAUGAAAAUUGUCUAUUUAGAUGAAGAUUAUUCAAAACUUUGUGAUAUUCAGACAACUCAAGAACGACCUGAAUUUGUUCCAAAAAUUGGUGGUCGUUGUAUGAAAAUUAAUCCUGAUGGUUUAUCAUUAGCAAUUGGUGAUCGAAAUGGAAAUAUUCGUAUAUUGGAUAUGCAAACAUUUAAACAAAUUGCACUUGUUGAAGCACAUGAUAGUGAAGUGCUUAGUGUUGAUUAUGGUCAAUCAUCUGAAAUGGGUGUAACUUUUCUUGCGUCAAGCAGUCGAGAUCGUUUUGUUCAUGUAUUUGAUAUAACAAAAGAUUAUCAAUUAGUUGCAACAUUAGAUGAUCAUUCAGCUGCCAUAACAGCUGUUCGUUUUACAGUAUCAUCAAUAACAUCAAACUUACAAUUAAUUUCAUGUAGUGCUGAUAAAUCAUUAAUAUUCCGAUCACUUUCUAAAAAUGAAAAUGGAAAAUAUCAAUUUGUUCGUUCGAAUAAUAUAGUCGAAAAACAAACAUUUUAUGAUUUAGCAGUUGAUCACACACGUGAACUUGUUAAUACAGCCUGUCAAGACCGAAUGAUAAGAGUUUAUAAUACUCAAGAUGGUAAACGAGUUCGAACAAUGAAAGGUUCAAUGAAUGAUGAUACAGGUUAUCUUCUUAAAAUCGAUAUUGAUACAUCGGGAAGAUAUUUAGCAACAUCAUGUUCAAAUAAAUGUGUUUAUAUAUGGGAUAUCUUAACUACUGAAUGUGUUGCAUCACUUUGUGGUCAUAGUGAAAUAGUUACAGAUUUAAAAUUUAGUCAUGAUGGUCAUCAUUUAUAUACGAUUUCGGGUGAUAGUUGUAUGUUUGUUUGGAAUAUUGCGGAAUUAGCUAUUGUACCAGCGAUUUGUAGAUUACAAUCGGUACCAUUAGCGAAAUCGAAUGACCUUGAAAUUACUGAGGUAGAAGAAUCAAUCUCACAGGCACCUAGUAUUAUUGAAGAACAUCAACCACAAUCGAAACGUCAACGAAGUUUAUGGGCAACUGCUGAACCUCGUUUACUACAAUUUGAAUCAAAAUUUACUCGUCCACAAUUACCUGAUAUUAUUAAUGAAGAUUUAUCUGAUAAAAUGAUUCGUUCAGCGAGUUCACAAGAUGAUGAGUCAGUUUUUCUUGAUGAAGAUGAUGAUCCAACAACAGCAACAAUUACAGAUAGUACAAAUGGAAAAACAUAUUCAUUUUUCAAAGAAAAUUAUGAUCAUGAAAAUUUAACAGCAAAUACAACAAUUGAUGAUGAUGAAAUAUCAACACGUCAAGUUCAACGACGAAAAAGUGUUUCAUCUCGAUUUCGUUCAGUAUCGAAAGAAAUAACAAUAACUGAAUCAUUAUCAACAUCAGCAAAUACAACACAAGAAGAUAUGUCUAUAUCUAUUCGAACAACUAAAAAUGGUCGAUCUCAAAUAAUAAAUACGAUGGAUCCGAGAACAGCACCACCAAAAUCAUCCACCAUACGAAAAACUCGUGGUAAUCGAGCUCAAUCUGAAGAUCGUUUUCGUUCAUCAACUCUUUCUCUUAAUAAUGCUGCUGGAGAUACAACAUCAUCAUCAUCAUCGCAUUCCUAUUUACCAUCCUAUGCAGCACAUACAUCAAGUUCAAUGAGUAAACUUCGAGAAGGUGCAACAUCUUCUACACCACCACCAGUACCAACGUUUGUACCAUCCACAUCUGCUACUUCACUUACUAUGAAUUCUCAAACACGUCGUGUUCCGUCUACUGUUUCUAUGGAUACUCGUCCAUUAUCGUCAAGUAAAACUAUGACUAAAUCUCGGUCAACUCAAAAUCUUGUUUUACCAUCUACAAGUAUACCACAAUCAAAAACAGCAGCAACAUUACGUCGAGUAAAGAUUUCUCGUGUACCUCGUCGUCCACCAAAUCUACCAACUGCACCUAAUCCACCAUUAUCAUCAUCAUCAUCAGCAUCAUCAAAUACAUCAUCUCCAACAAAAACAAAUCAAACAAAAGAAAAUGAUGAAACAAAACAAUAUGUUCAUUCAACAUCAAAUUCAUCUUUACCAUUACGUGAAUUAGAUAAUACAACAAACGAUCUUAUGCCAAAAUGGGCACAAGAUUGUUUUUAUCGAACAGUUGUACUUGGUUUAAAACCAUUACUUCUACAAGAUAUUCCAUCAUCACCAAAUAAACCAACCAAACGUUCAUCAAGUACAUGUUCAGUUGAAAGUUCAGAUUCAUUAGAAACAACAAAUGAAUUACAAGCAUGUACAUUAAAUGAUAAUGAUAAUCAAAAAGAAAUUAAAAUACGUCGUAGUAUAUCAAUACCAGAUUAUAGACAAAUCAAACAAAUACAUAAAGUUUUACAACCAUCAUUAUCCCAAACAACAAUGAAUGAAACAAAAGAAGAUGAAUCAAUUAUCAAUGAUGAUCGUAUACCAGUUAUCAAUGAUCUUGCUGAUGAUCUUCAUAAACGUCUUAAUGAAUUAGAAAAUCUUUAUUCCACAGUUUCUCAAAGCUCAGAUACAAGAGAUAUUAUGUUAAAGCAAUAUAUUGAACAGAUAUUUACUGAUCUUCAUGUACGCAUUGCCAACAAUCAAAAUCAACAACAACAACAAGAAAAUGAAGAAUGUACAACAAAUACAACUGUUGUUGUUGUGACUGAAUAA